This is a messenger RNA of Staurois parvus, 789 nucleotides long. The record is from the annotation of a GenBank genome assembly. NCBI's taxonomy places the organism in Eukaryota, Metazoa, Chordata, Amphibia, Anura, Ranidae.
AUGAUUCUCUCGCAGGCUCAGUCUGGCGCCUAUGCCAGCAACUCUGAUGAGGAAAAUCCUGCAGAUGACUUCCUACAAGUGGAAUUAGAACUGAAUCUGAAGCUGGGCAAUCUAGUAUUUCAGGAUCCAGUAAAGUAUGUGUAUAAUCCCUUGCUCUAUGCCUGGGACCCACAUGAGAGGUUUGUGCGGACCUAUUGCCAAUCAAAAAAGGAAGUGCUUUUUUUAGGAAUGAAUCCGGGACCGUACGGCAUGGCUCAGACAGGGGUUCCUUUUGGGGAAGUUAAACACGUGCGUGACUGGCUUCAAAUUGAGGGCCACGUUUAUAAGCCUGAAAUUGAGCAUCCAAAAAGGCCCAUUCGUGGAUUUGAAUGCCCCCAUAGUGAAGUCAGUGGUGCUCGAUUUUGGGGUCUUUUCAAAUCCCUUUGUGGGCAGCCUGAACACUUUUUCCAGCAUUGCUUUGUCCACAACCAUUGCCCUCUCAUAUUCAUGAACCAGGCGGGAAAAAACCUGACCCCAAUGGAUCUUCCUAAAGCUCAGAGAGAUGUACUUCUGGAUAUCUGUGAUGAAGCCUUAUGUCAAGUUGUCAAGGCACUUGGGGUUAAGUUGGUGGUUGGAGUGGGCAAGUUUUCUGAGCAGCGUGCUAGGAAGGCGCUGGCUGGAGAGGGAUCAGAUGUUACAGUGACGGGUAUAAUGCACCCAUCUCCCAGGAACCCUCAGGCCAAUAAAGGUUGGGACAGCUUGGUAAGGACACAGCUCCAGGACCUGGGAGUUUUGUCACUGUUUGUCUGA